UCAAUUAUAUAGAUUCUAUAAUACUUUAUAUAUAUCCACAUCUCUAGACCAAUAUAUAUCCAUAAACUCACUACUUGUCUAAAAUUUCAAAAAUUAAAUAUUCCUUUUAUUUCCCUCUCUAUAGCUCUUAAUUUCUCUCCCUAACUAGAAAAACUAAUCAUCAUGGGUCUUAGAGAUUUGGGUGCUUCACUUCCCCCUGGCUUUCGGUUUUAUCCAAGUGAUGAAGAAUUAGUCCUUCAUUACCUUUACAAAAAGAUCACAAAUGAAGAUGUUCUUAAGGGUACCUUGGAGGAAAUUGACUUGCACACAUGCGAGCCUUGGCAACUUCCUGAGGUGGCUAAGCUGAACGCAACCGAAUGGUACUUUUUUAGCUUCCGUGACCGUAAAUAUGCCACAGGGUUUCGAACCAAUAGGGCAACGACAUCUGGCUAUUGGAAAGCAACGGGGAAGGAUCGAACGGUGUUUGAUCCAAUUACGCGUGAGGUUGUAGGGAUGAGGAAAACGUUGGUGUUCUAUAGGAAUAGAGCUCCAAAUGGUAUAAAAACAGGUUGGAUUAUGCAUGAGUUUCGGUUGGAGACCCCACAUAUGCCACCUAAGGAGGAUUGGGUUUUGUGUAGAGUAUUUUACAAAGGAAAAACAGACAACAGUGCCAAACUAAGCCCACAAGACAUGUAUGAGACUUUACCCCCAUCCCUAACUUUGGAUUCAUUAUCUCCAACCAACCAAAUCAUGCCAAUUGGGUAUAACCAACUUGCUUCUUUCUCCUCCUCAAUGACAACCCAUCAUUUUCAUAAUCCAAAUGUGAACCAAAAUAAUUCUUUGAUGAAUCUCCUUCAAUUUUCUAAGGAAACAAACACAAAUUGUAGUAGUGUUACUCAAAUUAGUCCCAAAUGUGAUGAUGGAUAUGGAUUCUUGUGGGACAUGGAUUUGGAUGGUGUGGCCUCAUCAAAUUUGGAUGGAAUGAGAUUCGAGGUUGAUAAUAAUAGCAUGGUCUUGUUAUAAAAAAGUGUGAUGUGUACAUAUUAUACAUACAUGGUUCUUAUCUCUCAAGUUACGGAAAUUUGUGGUUUUGUGAUGUAAUCAUAUGGUGUUUGGCUUCAAAGGGCAUGUCACGUGCUUGAUUGGGAUUACUUGUUCUAUAGAUGUAGCUUUUUCUUUUCUUUUCUUUUCUUUUCUUUUCAAGUUCUUAAUUAGUGUGAUUAGUUAGGCUUUCCAUUUGUUUAUUUUGGGUUGGGGAAUUGUACACAUGGAUUAGAUAUUGUAGAGGGAUUUAUUACCUAUUAUUCAUUAUAGUGAUGUACGAUUUGUUUUUUAGAAGUAAAAAGUUAUUACUAAAAGUACAAAAAUUAUUUCAACAAUUAA
Cicer arietinum (chickpea) is the source of this 1362-nucleotide messenger RNA. Its product is annotated as protein CUP-SHAPED COTYLEDON 3-like. The record is from RefSeq and is a predicted model, not a curated record. Gene Ontology annotation, molecular function: DNA binding. Gene Ontology annotation, biological process: regulation of DNA-templated transcription. Lineage: Eukaryota; Viridiplantae; Streptophyta; Magnoliopsida; Fabales; Fabaceae.